Molecule: messenger RNA, 2175 nt
Organism: Caenorhabditis auriculariae
Lineage: Eukaryota; Metazoa; Nematoda; Chromadorea; Rhabditida; Rhabditidae
Source: the annotation of a GenBank genome assembly
AUGGCCGCAGAAAGGCUGCAAAAAGGCCGCAAAAAGGCCGCAGAAAGGCCGCAGAAAGGCUGCAAAAUGGCUGCUAAAAGAGUCUCUUUAUCGAGCCUUCCAUUUUUUCUGGGAUUUCAAAACCUCAAGAAAUGGUUUAUUAGGGGAGAGACAGUAAAAAUGGUGCACAAAAGCCGAUGAAACGGCGCAAAAUGGCAGCAAAAAAGAAAAAUUGCUAUAGAGCCUUUUCCCAACUUUUUCAGUUUUGCCUAUGGGAUUAUUAAAAAUGAACACAAGCAAAAACAGUCCUUGAGAAGAUAUCUUCUGAAUAAAUCCCCAUUUCGAUGUAAAAAUCGCACCAAAACGCUAAAAAGAUGGAGAAAAACGGUUCUUUCUGAGUUACGAAAUUCCGGAAUCGAAAAAAAAAAAUCAUGAGCCUUUUUUCCUACUAAAACAUGAUGAAAUUAAAUUGAAAAAGAUGUGAUUUGUGAAAAAAAAAUUGGUUUCUAAAACAUUCCUAUAGCUGACGGCCGGCUUGAGCCAUCGAAAAAAGGGUCCUGACACGAAAAUGCACGAAAUAGUGCGUGGCUCGUUGGGAGCGCAGACAGGCCACGCCCCCUCAGCGUCCCAGUGAGUCAGCUAUACUUUUCCAGUCCGUAACUUGCAAAACUAAAAUUUCAAUUCUUUCAAAACUAUCAUCGUGGUUGGACAAACACUCCAAUGAAUCAUCGUAAUCUGAUUAUGCUUGAGAGCCCUGAAAGGGUCCAUGAGACAGGCCAUUUUCCACAUGAAAAUUCACUUUUACAUGGAUCAUCGCACUAAAAAUAAUAAUACAUAAUCAAAUAAGUGAUUGAAUCUAGGCACGCUUGCUGAAACCUUCCUAUCAAAUCUGUGAAAAAAUUAAAUUGAAGAAAAAUCAUGAAAAACCGGAAAAAAUGUCGGAAAUUAAAGCAAAAAUGAAGGAAUUUUUGACUUUCGAAAACGAAUAAUAUUUCGAAUCUUUAUGAUCUCUAAGCUCCCUUGAAAAAAACAGAAUCGGGCUUGUCUUUUCCUGUUUAGAUUGUUUUUAGGCUACCCCUAAAGCCCAGGAAAAUAUUUUUUUUUAAUGAUUCACCAACAUAUCAUUUUUUUUUCAGGAAAUCGUGGGAGUCACAAAACGAGAAAAAAACUGUUUUCCAUUCAGAAAGCUUUUAAAACCAUCAAAAUGAUCUAAUUAUGCUUGAGAGCUCUGAAAGGGACCAUGAGACAGCUUAAAAGGGCGCAAAACUAUCGAAAGUCGCAUUCCAACGAUGCGGUCCGCCAUCCUGAUCAUUCUCCUGUUGGAAGCAGCUUAUACCUGGGUAUCUACCUGGAGAUUAUUACUAUCCUGAUGACCCAUCAACUAUCGGAAAGCCACCUGUCAGGAAAAUUCGACGUAAGUUCAUUUUUUUUUCUGGAAAAAAUGAAGGAGGAACAAUAAGAGGCAUGUUAUUAAUAAUGUAAAAAUGCCAUAGUUUACCAGUUUUCGAUUCUAGUGACCACUUUAGUAGCGUUAGAACCCUUAAGUGAACCCUAGAAAUGCCCAGAAACGUCCGUUUCGCGUUAUAGCUGAUUCACGGCUGGCUACAGCCAUCGAAAAAAUGAUCCUGCCACGAUAAUGCACGAGAGAGCGCAGACAGGACACGCCCCCUUAGCGUCCCAAGCUCUCCGUGGAUCAGCUAUACUAAUGUCCGAGUUUGAAAAAUCCUAACCUAAAAUCUCCGCCGAGCAAACUUUCCUAAAAUUCCAAAGAAAAAAAAACUUGCAGCCCCGAUACCAGAUGGAAAAGAAAACGAACGGCCUGGGAAAUACAUGGGCGGCUUCAACCUGAACCGCCGGCCGGGCUACUUCCAAGGCACUUGGAUCAGCGAGCCGUUCAACGACCGGACCCAGAACUACAACAGUCACGUCAACCGACACGGAACCCAUCACAACCUCGACCGACCGUUGCCCCAGGCGCUCAACCCUCAAAUCCGGAACCCGCAAGCGACGCCACCGAUGCCGCCGCCGAACUGGCAUGGGAUGAAUCCACAGGCCGGCUCCCACGGCUGGAAUCAGAACAGCCAUUUCGGGAAUACGAAUCGCGGUCCUCCGACUCCGAAUAACCAAGCUAGACCCGCCCUGGGUCAGAUUAAUCAAGGUGGAGGCGGCUGGAAUCAGCCUUUCCGAGGGAAAUGA